Spirometra erinaceieuropaei is the source of this 748-nucleotide messenger RNA. The record is from the annotation of a GenBank genome assembly. Lineage: Eukaryota; Metazoa; Platyhelminthes; Cestoda; Diphyllobothriidea; Diphyllobothriidae.
AUGCUUCCCGUUUGUAUCGCCCAGGGCGGCCCGCAUCUGCUGGUCGAGAUGGUCAAGGCUCUGCGUAUACGUGGCUUAAGGAUGGAGGGCCAUUGCCGAGUGCCAGGCCGCAUCCCCAAGGUUCAAGAAAUCACACCGCUGGCCGAUUCCGUAAGUCACCUACCUCAUUAAUCCUAUGCAUGCAAUGAAACAUCCUGCAACAGAUAAUAUUAAGCUGACUUACCCUUAGGUGUGUGUGUGUGCUAAUAUGCAGAUUCGCACAUGUUUGCAAUUUUAGAAUGUAAGUGAGCUGUGUGACCGUCUGGUGUGGGACGAGGAGGCUUUUGAUGGUCGGGCAAUAUCGUCAGCCAUCAAGCGCUACCUGGGCGCUCUGCCUGUCAGUCUUCUGAAUGCCAACAUGUUUGCCUUCGUUGUGGCGGCGGGGGCGGAGACGGGUAGUGCGACAGAGAGGGUUAGCCGGUCUCUGCGGACACCGGCAGGCCUGACAAGUGCAUUAUGCCAAUUGCGAGUAGCCCUCGUGAAGGCCUUUGGCUGCCCUGUCAAUGUCACAGCUGAGGACCGAGAGGGAGGUUGGUGCCUCGCUACGCUGGACUAUGUCAUGCGCCACCUCCGGGAGGUUGUGGCCCUUCAGGCCAUCAACCGCAUGUCCCCUCGUGCGCUGGCAUUGUGCCUCGCACCCUGUCUCUUUGGCUCCCCAGAGUAUGCCAGGCCGCGCCAUGCCCGCGUAGUUGAGUACCUCUUUGAUUGA